Gallus gallus (chicken) is the source of this 5874-nucleotide messenger RNA. RefSeq lists its product as uncharacterized. The coding region runs from base 1585 to 2631 and encodes 348 amino acids. The transcript is spliced from 13 exons. The record is from RefSeq and is a predicted model, not a curated record. NCBI's taxonomy places the organism in Eukaryota, Metazoa, Chordata, Aves, Galliformes, Phasianidae.
UGUGUUGGGCUCAUUUGGAAGGAAGGUUUGGUGUUCUGACUUCCUGGACAGUUGUUACCUAAAGCCUGGAGUGCCUGUGUCAACUGUGGCGGUGCAACUGCCACACCUUCUCUCCCCCUUCUCUCAGGCCUCUCGGUGCACCACUUCUCCUGAGACAAAAGGCGGAGGACCGGUACGUGGAGGUACUCCUCCUCUUCCCUUGCCCCUGCUUGCCUCUGGGUAGCAAGGGGCAAUGAAUUGGAACAUUAGGGGAUGCCCUAGUUGUAUCUGACUCCUGCUUUGCGCCCCACUGCCCAGGAACAAUCCUGGGGUCAAUCGUUGUCUGACAGCCUGGGACGCGUGAACACGAAUCACGGCUCAGGUGGGGUAGCGUGGAAUCCGUGAGUCCAGCAAGUUCUGGGGCUUGCACAACUGGUAGAAAGAACCAGAAGAUUUUGCCAUGCGAGGGGACUGGUAUGGAAAAGUAGCCGUCAGAUCUCCAUCGUCUCAGACCCUAUAACUAGAGAUUCAAAGCGAGUGUUAAUCAGGAAAAUGGAUGAGGCCAGGCUCUUCUCGGUGGUGCGUAGCGGAGGACAAUGAGCAGUGGCCUAGAACUUGAGCACAGGAAGUUCCAUGCAAACAUGUGGAAGACCUUCUUUACGGUAAGGGUGGAGGAGCCCUGGGACGGGUUGCCCAGAGAGGUGGUGGAGGUUAUGACCAGCAUCUCCUCUGGGUUGGGAGGUACUGCCAAAUCCUCGAGGCCCUCUACCAAUGAUAGUGUACCAAGGAUAGUCUACUGUGCUGUGAUCUUCAGGGACGUUUUCAACACAAGCCAUCCUAUUGUUCUGUGAUCUUCAAGGACACUUCCAACGUACAAAAAUCCAGUGGUUCUGUGAUCUUCAGGGAGCCAUGCAACACAACGCAACACAUCCAUUCCAGCGUUGUGUGAUUUUAGAAGCUGGACGUGAGCCAGCAGUGUGUGCUGGCAGCCCGGAAGGCCAAGUGUGUUCUGGGCUGCGUUAAGAAAGAGGUGGCCAGCAGGGAGAGGGAGGUGGUUGUCCCCCUCUACUCAGCUCUUGUGAGGCCCCAUCUGGAGUACUGCACCCAGGCGUGGGGCCCUGUAUGAGAACUGUUGAACUGCAACUCCACCUGUGUGACCGGAAGGGGUGGAGCCAGGCUCCACCUCUCCUAAACCCCAUUUAAGGGCUGACUGCCACGGAGGAAGGAUUGCUCUCUGAAGAUCACUCCUCUUGGAGCCCUUUUGGCGAGCCCAGGACACGGGCCAUUCUAUGAUUCUGUGAGAUUUUCCAGGACCCUUCCAAUGCAGGCAUGACUGGGAAGAGGCAGGGCUGCUGCAGCCCCAGCUCCACCUGACAUGCGAGAAAAGUGCAACAGCUUCUGGAGACCCAGGUGGGACCCCACAGGUGAUGAUCCUCUCGGCACCAAGCGUCCAAAGUGAACUCACCUCCUGCCAGCAGCAGGCUUGGAGGCACGCUACGUGUGGGAAAUAUACUUGGUGCAGGAAAGGGGAUGUCCUUAGCCAAGGUGCUGGAAAGCUGAAGGAAAACAGAUGAAACUGCAGAUCUAUCAACAAAAACCCGCUCUAUGAUUCUGCGUUUCUAUGACGUAAGCACGGGCCCCACGCAGCCCUGGUGCAGCACAUCACAAGAGCAGCAGCCCGCGGGGAGCCGCCACCCGGAAUCUCGGAGCCGUGAGGUCACAAUGCCCCGUCCAAUGGCUGUGCGGUGCUGUGCCGUGAGCUCACAAGGCCUGGCUGCGACGCUGACCUGUGCCGCAGGCUUUGCUCUGUGCGACGCUCACUGUGGCUGCAGCGGUGGUGUUGGAAGCAUGGUGCGAGUGUGGGGAGCCAUGGCCCCUGCCCGCUUUGUCCUCUUCCUCCUACUGAUGGCCAUGUGUUUCCGGGAGACCUGUGCUGCUCCGUGGCGAGCACCGGGAGCAGGUGAUGAACUUGGUGCUCCCUUUCCGGAUGAUCGUUUGGAUCCGGAUUUUGUGCCUGUGCCUCUGGGACAACCCAGAGGCCCUGCUGGUGAAUCAGCAGAACAGAACCCUGCCUCUGAGCCUGAAGGGGAUGCUGGAGAUGUGACUGGAGGAGGUGAUCCAGGUUCCGCUCUGAGCUCUGGGACUGAAAUUCCGGCAGAUCGCAUGGGAGUGCCCCCAGGGAGGGCUUUGCCCGGUCAUGCGUUUCCUCCUGCGCUGGAGCGCAGCUGGAAUCCCAGCGGUCCGGAAAAAGGAAAGGAUGAAUCCAAAAGAGGAAAAUACUCCCAGGGCUCAUCCCGUCUCCUCAAGGAACUGGUGAAGGAAAUGGAGAAGGCAGCGCGUGGAACUGACCAACAAAGUGAGCAGGAUGCACUGCAGGAAGAAGGCAGCCAUCCCACACUGCCAGUCUCGGGCAGAGGAACGCAGGCAGCGCCAACAACUGUCAUGCCAGGGAUGAAUGCUGGGACGAGCACAAAGGCUGCUGUUGGCAGAUCUGCACGAAGGCGCCACAUCGCAGUGAUGGUACUGUUCUCAGCUGUGCUGCUGUCUGCGCUGGUGCUGGCCUGUGGUGCUGUGAUAUGGAUGUGCCAAAAAUACGUAGUGUGCAAGAGAGAAGAGAGAGCAGCAGAGCAGGCUCAUCCUGAUACCAACUAGGAGAGAAUUCCAACUGGAGACGAGGGCAGAACGGAGCUGGGAGAGGCAGCCGAAGAGACUCUUGCCCCAUCAAAGAAGAAUCUCAGCCAUCGUCCCAGUGCAUUCCAUUCUGCCAUCCAAGAGGCCAAAGGUCUUCAAAGUCAUCUGGAAGACUUGGAGCUUGAACUCAAAGCCGUGAAAGAGGUCCACGGGAACAGUCCUGAGUGCUGCUUUCUGUCAGGGGACGGCCCUGAAAGUGAGAGCGGAGAACCAGCAGCAGAGCUUUUGUCCUUCACCCUGCAUUCUCUGGGACAAGCAUCAGCAACUUUUCAAAGAUUCUUAGCUCGGCAUAGCUACAAUCCUGUUGAGGGUCCUAAUGAGGAGCCAGAAAGCGAGCUUCCUCUGACCGCUGGACAACACCUUAACGUCUUUGGAGCUGUGGAUGAGAAUGGCUGGUUUCAGGGAGAGCUGACAGAUGGCACAAGAGGACUGGUCCCAUCCAAUUUGGUUGCGGAGGUUUCAGAUGACGAACUGGAUACAACGAUGCCUCCGGAGCUCUGUGCUCUCCUGCUGGAUACUUGAUGAAUAAGUGGAUGCAGAGAUUCCAUCAUGCAGCAACAUCCUGUCAAAAUUCCUGCGUUACUCCAUCUGCAGGACUACCCCCUGCUCCACUUGAUGUUCAGGUGGAGUGUGUGCAGGACGUGGAUGAGCUCCUUUGGGAACACUCUGAGGUGACUGACAGUGUAACUGCAUAGUCUUGUGGUAUAUUAAACAAACAAACAAACAAACACCACCCACAAUAAAACAACCAACCAACCAACCCAAAAAGCUCUGCUCUUUUUCUUGGAUACACUGAGGUGAUCCUUUUUCUAGCUGAGACUUUGCAAUGAGUCUUGAAGCAGAUUUGAGCCGGUAGAAGUUGGCAGUGAAUGCAUUCCGUUCUCCUGUCAUUUGUCUGUUUCAGCCCCUAUACCAAAGGUGAUCUCCCUGCUUGAUGGAGGGGAAUACCUGUGGAUCCCAGAUGCUCAUAGCUCAGUGGCUUUGAGAGGAGACCUCCCCCCAUGUGAAGUGGUGGAGGGGAAAAGGUGUUUGGGGCCCGCAAAAGCCACAUCUGUGCAAUAUUUUGAGCACUCUAUGCUAUUUAUAGAUUUCCUCUGCCUUCCAGCAGGAGAUGGGAUCACAAAUAUAAAGGAAAAUCCACAGAAAAGUGGUGUAGCCCAAAGUCUCUGUAGAGUCUCUGUGGUGAAAACCAGAAGAGAUGUCCAUGGGGACCUGGAGCAAGGAGAGCACUUCAAGGAGCCUCUGGGAAACCAUCCGGGAGAGAGAGUGAGGAACACCCUGGACAGCAGUACAGUUCGAAAGUGCAUGAAGACCAGAGGAGCAAGGAAGUAUGCCAGAAGAAAAGUCAGAAUCCAUGUGAUGAAUGUGGAAAAAAUUCCGACCUCGUUAACCACCACCGUGUCCACAUAGGAGAGAGACCCUGUAAGUGUUCUGAGUAUAGGAAGGGCUUUUUUAAACAGUUCUCAACUCAGCUCUCACAAGCACAUCCACGGAGGAGACAGACCAUCAAAGUGCCCCAAGUUUGUGAGAACCUUCAAAAGCAGUUUCUCCCUCAUGACCUACCUGCACAUCCUCCCUCUUUGGAGAAGCCUGCAGUGCCCCACGUGUGGGAAGAGCUUCAGCCAGAGCCCCAGCCUGGUCACCAUCUGUGGCUUUGCACAGUGAUGAACCUUACAAAUCCCUUAAGCAGAGGAAGCACUCAGGGGCCAAAGUAAAUCAUGGUCCCCCUUCCUUGCAUGGGAAUAACCCACACUGCUUUCAUUCAACUGGAGACAUAGUGUUGAGUGUACAUGAAAAGGGGAGUCCAGAGCAGGUUAUGGCAAAGACACUGGACACCCUUGAGUGGGUCAUUCUGCUAGGUGGCACAAUUUGGCCACGCCUGUGUGCAGGGAAAUGCCCCGGGGAAGUAACCUCUUCUCACCCCCAGAGAAACCCAUCUGCUGUGUGGCAGCAGGUGAGGACCCAGAGAAAACCUCCGAUGAACUGAGAAGUCACCAGGGAGGAAGAAAGCCUGUCUGCAAGGAGUGUGGGAAGAGCUUCAGCUACAGCUCCACCCUUAGUAGACCCCAGUGAAGCAACACAGGUUAGAGCCUCUUUGAGUGCCUUGACUGCAGAAAGAAGUAUGUCCAGAGCUGGGAGCUCAUUGCUCACCAGUGGAUCCACGUUCAAAAUGCUGUGAAUGUGCAGCCUGCAGGAAAAGCUUCAGGCACUGCUUGAGCUUUGUGAGGUGCCAGAAUGUGUGCAUUGGGGAGAAGCUGUGCAUGUGUGUGCUAACAAGUCCACAUGGCAAGAAGCCUUACAAAUGCCGCGAGUGUGAGAAGGGAUUUGGGCAGAAUGCAGUGCUCCUCACUUGCGGGAGAUGGCACUCCUGGAAGAAGUGCUGCAAAUGUCCCGAGUGUGGGAAGAGCUUCAGGCACAGCUCCAACCUGGUCAAGUACUAGAGGAUCCACUCAGGGCAGAGACCUUAGAAAUGCCUGCAAUGCAGGGAGAGAUUCAUCCUGUGCUCAAACCUCAUUAAACAUUGCCUAAUCCACAUGAAAGGAAGGCCAUACAUGUGUCUUGCCUGCAGGAAGAAUUUUCAGAGCUGGUACCUCAUUUCUCAUGGGAAAACCCCCACUGGAGAGGAUGCUGGAGACCCCACGGAUGGAGGAGACCCAGAUGCUUCUCACCACACAUGAAGAAUUUGCAAAGGAGAUGGCAUCACAGCCACCCUCAGGAUAAGGGACUUACACCCAGGAGCUUCAGAUGGUCUUUUGUUGCUAACAGAAAAAAUUCUCUCCCCAUGCAGUUUUUUUUUCUGCUCUUCCUGCAAGCAGCUUUUUGAACCUGUUUCCUAAGGAAGAGCAGCUGCAUAGAAGUGUUCUGUAUGUCCGUGUUCCCUCAGUAAUUUCUGAGUCUACUGAUGUAUCAGAUAUGAGGGUCAGGAGAGCAGUAAUGUGACUCUUGGAGGUUUACUGAAAAUCACCUUCAAACAGAAGAGAAAAGCCUGCCUGCAAACAUUCAUUGAGCAACCAGCCAAUCCAGUCACCUUUGUAUCAGACCUCAGGGAAGUAAUGUGGAAGAAACAAGCCUUUGAAAUUAAGCUUGGUUUGCUCUGCCCCUCAUAUACCUGAUAAUUGCAUCCCUUGCCUGGCAGAUGGCCUUUCUGUCGGGUGUAGACGAGGAAAGGGGAGGAGGAGAAUAAAGCAGCUGUUUUGUCCCAGA